AUUUUCUGAAGUAAUGGACCACAUGAAAGCUCAGAAGUCUUUAUAAUUUAACCAAUAAUGAUAUAUGCAAGAACAUGGCGAAUUAAUCUACUAUAUAUGUUGUAUGUUGACCAUUUUGCAUGUGUACCAUAAAGCUUUUUCUUUCAGUUUUGAUAUUUUUUCAGCUCAAAAAGUAGACGAAGACAACAUUUUUUCAGUUCUGAUGUUUUUUCAGCUGAGUCAGUGAAAACAAAGUAGAAGAAGACAAGAUUGUUGAUAAAGGGUCAGUGUGAAAGUUAUCUGUUUCACUGUUUGAGCUAGCCAAAGAAUCUUGUUAUAUAAAUGGAGGAAAGACAGAAAAAAGGCAGUUUGGUUUUUGCAGUUAAUGGAGAGAGGUUUGAGUUGCCAUGUAUUGAUCCUUCUACAACUUUGCUUCAGUUCUUGCGCUCUGGCACUUGUUUCAAGAGUCCAAAACUUGGUUGUGGCGAAGGUGGUUGUGGGGCUUGUGUUGUUCUUGUAUCGAAGUAUGAUUCGAAGCUUAAAAAGGUCGAAGAUUUUAGCGUGAGUUCGUGCCUUACACUUCUUUGCAGUUUAAAUGGUUGUUCAAUUACUACUAGUGAAGGCCUUGGGAACACCAGAGACGGUUUCCACUCUAUUCAUGAAAGAUUCGCCGGUUUCCAUGCUUCUCAAUGCGGCUUUUGCACUCCCGGCAUGUGUAUGUCAUUUUUCUCAGCUCUUGUCAAUGCUGAAAAAGGAAACAAGCCGGAUCCUCCACCAGGAUUCUCUAAGCUUACUUCAUCCGAAGCUGAAAAGGCCAUAGCGGGGAACCUUUGUCGGUGCACUGGAUACCGUCCCAUUGCUGAUGCCUGCAAGACUUUUGCUGCUGAUAUUGAUAUAGAGGAUUUGGGGUUCAAUUCUUUUUGGAAAAAGGGAGAUUCCAAGGAACUGAAAGUAAGUAAAUUACCUCCCUAUUAUCCAACCAAGAAUUUUUGUACAUAUCCCGAGUUCUUGAAAAGUGAAUCAGCCACGAAUUUGGACUCCUCAAAGUACCCUUGGUACAGUCCUGUUUCCCUUGAGGAGCUACGGAGCUUGUUGAACUCCAAUGUGACGGAAAACGGUGCAAAUUUUAAACUAGUCGUUGGUAAUACCGGCACGGGUUAUUAUAAGGAAACUCAGCGAUAUGAUCAUUACGUUGAUCUCAGGUACAUUCCUGAACUCUCAAUCAUCAAAAGUGAUCAGACUGGCAUUGAAGUCGGAGCAACUGUGACUAUCUCUAAACUCAUUUCGUUCUUGAAAGACGAAAACAAAGUCGAUUCGGGUUCAUAUGGGAAGUUGGUGUCCCAAAAGCUAGCUUACCACAUGGAGAAGAUCGCUACACCGUUUGUCAGAAACUCUGCUAGCGUGGGAGGAAAUUUGGUUAUGGCACAGAAGAACGGUUUUCCUUCAGAUAUUGCUACAUUAUUUCUCGGGCUUUGUGCUAGCGUUAGCUUGAUGACCAGUCAUGGACUUGAAAAGCUCACAUGGGAGGAAUUAUUAUCGAGACCACCACUAGAAUUGAAGACUGUGCUUCUUAGUGUUUCAGUCCCAUUUAAGAAAGAUUUAAAUUCUAAAUUUUUGUUUGAAACUUAUCGAGCUGCUCCACGACCUCACGGGAAUGCUUUGGCAUAUGUAAAUGCUGCUUUCCAGGCUGAUGUUUCUCUCUGCCAGAAUGACGUCCUGAUAAACAAUAUCAAGUUGGCGUUCGGUGCUUAUGGCACAAAACAUGCAACAAGGGCUAAAAAGGUGGAGGAAUAUCUAACCGGGAAGAUAUUAAACGUACAUGUUUUAUAUGAAGCACUUAAAUUAGUCAAACUAGAAGUGGUACCGGAAGAUGGCACUUUACACCCGGAGUACAGAUCAAGUUUGGCCGUCUGUUAUGUUUUCGAGUUUCUUUAUCCCUUCACUGAUGUUCAUUCUGCUAUUUCUGGUGGUUUGCUCGCUGGAAUUAAUGACAUCUCGGUUGAGAAAGUUUCCAAUAGUAGUAAGGAUGGUUGCAUCAGUCAGGGAAGAAAACAAACACUACUGUCUUCUGCUAAGCAGGUUGUGGAAUCAAGUACCGAGUACUGUCCAGUAGGUAAACCGAUGAAGAAGGUUGGAGCUGCAAUGCAAGCUGCGGGUGAAGCUGUUUACGUAGAUGACAUUCCAUCACCACCAAACUGCCUGCAUGGAGCGUUUAUCUACAGUACAAAACCAUUAGCUGCUGUAAAGGGAAUCCAGCUUGAGUCUAAUCAGUUAACAGAAGGAGUCACCGACAUUAUUACUUAUAAAGAUAUCCCAAGUGGAGGGGCAAACGUAGGAGCUAUGUUACUCUUUGGUUCCGAGCCCUUAUUUGCAGACGACCUCGCCCGAUGUGCUGGUGAAAGAAUUGCAGUUGUGGUUGCUGACAGUCAGAGGUCUGCUGAUGCGGCUGCAAGAACGGCCCUUGUUCAAUACGACACUGCAAAUAUAGAUUCACCCAUUUUAACAGUUGAGGAAGCUGUUGAGAAAUCUAGCUUUAUCCAAAUCCCACCAUUUCUAUAUCCAAAACAGGUCGGCGAUUUCUCAGAAGGAAUGGCUGAAGCUGAUCACAAGAUUCUCUCUGCUGAGAUAAGGCUCGGUUCCGAGUACUAUUUUUAUAUGGAAACACAGGCCGCCCUUGCAAUUCCAGAUGAAGACAACUGCAUGGUUGUUUAUACUUCAAGCCAGUGCCCUGAAAAUGCGCAUCAGGUUAUUGCCAGUUGUCUUGGUGUUCCUCAACACAAUAUCCGUGUAAUUACUAGACGGGUUGGAGGUGGCUUCGGGGGCAAGGCAGUCAGAGCAAUGCCUGUCUCCACAGCCUGUGCACUUGCAGCAUACAAGUUAAGGCGACCUGUCAGGAUAUAUGUCAACCGGAACGCUGACAUGAUAAUGACAGGAGGUCGACACCCGAUGAAAGUAACGUACAGUGUAGGAUUUAAGUCAAGCGGAAAGAUUACAGCAUUGCAUCUUGAUAUAUUGAUAAAUGCCGGUAUCUCGGAAGAUAUAAGCCCUAUCCUACCAUCAAAUGUGAUUAAAGCACUGAAAAAAUAUGACUGGGGUGCCUUAUCUUUUGAUGUGAAAGUAUGCAAGACGAACCUUACCAGCAAAUCGGCUAUGCGUGCCCCUGGUGAGGUCCAAGGAUCUUAUAUUGCCGAAGCUAUAAUGGAGCACGUAUCGAGUUUACUAUCGAUGGAGGUGGACUGUGUGAGAAAUAAAAAUGUUCAUACAAUUGAAAGUCUUAAUUUUUUCUAUGAUAACAUUGUAACAGAAGUAGGAGAAUAUACAUUGCCUAGUAUCAUGGAGAAGUUGGCUGCAUCCUCGAGCUUUUCCCAAAGAAGCAAGAUGGUAGAACAGUUUAACCAAAAAAAUACAUGGAAGAAAAGGGGUAUUUCUCGAGUGCCAAUUGUGUAUGAAGCUAUGCAACGACCUACCCCGGGAAAAGUCAGUAUUUUGCUAGACGGAUCAAUUGUUGUAGAGGUUGGAGGGAUUGAAAUUGGCCAAGGACUGUGGACAAAGGUUAAACAGAUGACUGCCUAUGCUCUUGGUUUAAUUGAGAGUAGUUGGGCUGAAGACCUUGUCGAGAAAGUACGAGUCGUGCAAGCAGACACCUUAAGCGUAGUGCAAGGCGGGUUUACGGCAGGUAGCACUACGUCGGAAUCAAGCUGUGAAGCUGUUAGACUUUGCUGUAAUGUCUUAGUUGAAAGAUUGACCCCUCUGAAGAAACAGUUGCAGGAACAAAAUGGUUCUGUUGAUUGGCCAAUGCUGAUUCGCCAGGCACAAAUGCAGUCAGUAAAUUUAGCAGCAAAUUCUUAUUAUGUACCAGAAUCCGGUUCCAUGAGUUAUUUGAACUUCGGCGCUGCUGUCAGUGAGGUGGAGAUUGAUAUUCUGACUGGACAGACAACAAUUUUGCAGUCGGACCUUAUUUAUGACUGCGGGCAGAGUUUGAAUCCAGCCGUUGAUAUGGGACAGAUUGAAGGAGCUUUCGUACAAGGAAUAGGAUUUUUCAUGCACGAAGAAUAUCUUACAAACGAAGACGGCUUAAUGGUCUCGAAUAGCACUUGGGCAUACAAGAUCCCGACAAUUGACACCAUACCCCAGAAUUUCAAUGUUCAUGUGGUUAAUAGCGGACAUCAUGAAAAACGUAUUCUCUCGUCUAAAGCAUCUGGUGAACCGCCGCUGCUUCUAGCAGCUUCAGUCCAUUGUGCAACAAGAGCAGCCGUUAAAGCAGCACGAGAGCAGCUCAAACUUUGGGGCAAGCUCGACGGGUCCGUUUCAGAAUUCUAUCUGGAAGUACCUGCCGUAUUACCCGUUGUGAAGACACAGUGUGGCCUGAAUUAUGUGGAGAAAUUCUUGGAAAGUUUGCUGGCUCAGAAAUCUAACUAAAGGUGCUCAACAUGUCUCAAAAGAUAUUGAACUAGUUGCUCGAACUCUCCAAAAUGUUUCCACAUUUGUGUCGGUUCCGACAUGCACCCGAGAGCAUUUUGGAAGAGUCCGAGCAACAUAGAUACUGAAUACUUGUUUUCUUUAAAUUUUCUUAAAGAAUUUGAUUUGUUCUGUUUAUAGAAACUGUGUUAUUUAAAGUUUUUUUUUUUUUUUUGGUUAUUCUGUCUGUAUCAACCUCAUUGUAAAUUUAUUCGUAUAGCAGCAAAAAUGAUGAUGUAUUGAACUGAAUUAUGUAUGCUUAAUAGAGAAAUAAAGAGAGAAUUGUAAUGUAA
Lycium barbarum (goji berry) is the source of this 4730-nucleotide messenger RNA. RefSeq names its product abscisic-aldehyde oxidase-like. The transcript is spliced from 10 exons. The coding region runs from base 322 to 4398 and encodes 1358 amino acids. Gene Ontology annotation, molecular function: oxidoreductase activity; 2 iron, 2 sulfur cluster binding; iron ion binding. The record is from RefSeq and is a predicted model, not a curated record. NCBI's taxonomy places the organism in Eukaryota, Viridiplantae, Streptophyta, Magnoliopsida, Solanales, Solanaceae.